Contarinia nasturtii (swede midge) is the source of this 7142-nucleotide messenger RNA. It is a transcript of the gene Lrrk, whose product is annotated as leucine-rich repeat serine/threonine-protein kinase 1. Gene Ontology annotation, biological process: protein phosphorylation. The transcript is spliced from 22 exons. Gene Ontology annotation, molecular function: ATP binding; protein kinase activity; protein binding. NCBI's taxonomy places the organism in Eukaryota, Metazoa, Arthropoda, Insecta, Diptera, Cecidomyiidae. The record is from RefSeq and is a predicted model, not a curated record.
GUGUGCAUUUUGAUUGCCAACAAAGUGUUGACCAUUUCAUGCAAUAUUGUUGUGAAUGAUUUGCGAAUAUCAUAUAUGACUGUCUCUUGAUAAUUGGUGCGAAUCGGAAAUGUUCAUCCAUCACCAAUUAAGUUGAGUGCAAUUGUGUUGAACGCGAAUUUCGCAUAGAAUAAAAACAAAUUUUCUCAAAAUUACGAUUUAUCGUUGUGUUGAUCGUACAAAUAUGGGAAUUGAUGAAGAGAAAGCUUACGAAAAUCUUGUCACUGAGUACGAAAUUUUACGCAAGGCUAUUCUCGAAAACAAUGUGAACAUUACCAAACGCAUAAUAAACGAUUUAAACAUUGAUAAGGAGCUCGUUGUAAAUUUCACACCAAAAGAAGAUAACUCUCUGCUAUUCAUAGCAUGUCAAAAUGGUUACCAUGAACAGGUGGUUUGUUUAAUUAACGCCGGUGCUACAUGCACUCCUCAUAAAAGUACCAAAUGUACACCUCUAUAUGCGGCAAUUCGAGGCGGGCAUAUUUCAAUUGUGAAAAAACUCUUGACUCAUUUCCCUGAAGCAAUCAAUGUUAUGACAUCUGAGAAUUGGUCACCACUUCAUGUGGCUUGUAUCAAUGGCAAAAACGAUGUCGUUGAUUUGUUAUUGGCGUAUCCCUUUGCCAAAGAACUGUCACAAAAGUACAGGCUCGGUGAAUGGGAGUAUGAAUGUGCAUUCGAUCCAAAUCAAUUGGAUAAUUUCAAUCAGACACCGUUGUACAUCGCAUGCUUGUCCGGAAAUGAUUACAUCAUUGAGUCUUUGCUAAAUUGGAGAUUAACGUGUACACAUACAACAAGACAAGAAAGUCAGAUGCUUCUAUCUCCAAUCGAUUUGAAUGUGCAGUGUGCGUUCGUAAAAGAGACGGCUCUAAUGGCUGCUGUUCGUGGUGGAUUUCUUUACAUUGUAUUUUUCUUGUUGCGAAAUGGAAUCAAUCCAAAUAUUUACAAUAGCAAUUUAAUUGACGAUCUGGGCAGUGAAGACAGCAGCGGAAACUCAGUGCUGAUUGAAGCCGUACGCCAAAAAUCGUUUCUCAUGACUGAGCUUCUUCUUCGAUUUGGAGCCCAAGAUACAAAAUCGUGUGCAAUUAAAAUUGCAUGCACAAACGCAGAUGAAGAACUAAUUCAUUGCCUUCUCGCAAGGCAUUCACACGAAGAUAUCGAGCACAAACUUAAUGAAACUGAUUUGUUAACCGGCUGCAGUAAUUUGGGACAAACGUUACCUUCGUAUUGCAAUACAUAUUGUAAUUUAUUUCCAACGAAUCCGACUGUGAUCGACUGGAGUUUUACCAAUUGUCAUUUACAAGAAAUCAAAAUAAAAUGGUUAGUUGGAGCGGUGGCAAAUUGUAAUCCAAAAUUAAAAACGUCCUCAACACUGAACCAAAUAUCUCUCGGCGCAAUAACCCGCAUCGAUAUUUCACACAAUUCGCUUACACAGCUUCCACCAGAGAUAUUCUCAAUGUGUAGUUUAACCCAUUUGAAUGCCGCACAAAAUAAAAUCGAACGAUUACCCUCACCAACUGAAUCGUCGUACAAUAGUCCCGUUUUGGAGGAGAUUUAUUUGCAAGACAAUAAUUUGGAAGAAAUUGUAACGCAAAUUUUUCGAUUACCAUCUCUUGCUAUUUUGGAUAUUUCGAAUAAUAAGUUGCAAAAAAUUCCGUUUGAUAUGUGGAAGUCGCCAAAACUUCGUGAACUCAAUAUCGCGUUUAAUUUGCUCAAAGAUCUUCCAACCUCUUCUGAAGCUGUAAGUAUAUUCAACAGAUAUGUGUGCAAAAAAAUGCAAAAGAUUAACUUUUUUUCAUGAAAAUAUUUCCAGAGCGAUUCACCGACGAUAUUCAAAUAUAAAUCGACUGGAUUGAAAAGAAUUUCCCAUCGACCAGCUAAAAAUGAGCUGAUUCAUCAGAAUAUUUGGUCAAAAUCACUUGAAAUUGUCGAUCGUGAUACAACACAAUUUUCAGAGCUUCGAGGAUCAUCUGCAUUGCGCAAUUUAAAUUUAUCAAAUAAUUUAUUCACUAGCAUUCCGCCCGCACUUCCUUGCCUUGCCGAAAAUCUUUCCCGCCUUAAUAUGUCUUACAAUAGCCUCCGAUCAAUGGGACAUGUGACAUCAUAUCCAGUAUUUUUGCGUCAGUUGGAUUUAAGUCACAACGAGAUUUCAUGUUGGCCCAGUUUGGUAACAGUUAAUUCAGGAGAUCCAUAUCUUGCUUGCUAUAAUGAUCAAAGUGGUGGCAGUGAUAAAUUUAAUGGAUCACACUCAAACGCUGUAUUGGAAAAUCCACAAACAGACGUCUAUCAAAAUUUGUGCUGUCAUAAGAAACACUUGAGACUGGAAUCGUUAAAAACUUUGAUAUUAGCCGAUAAUGCGCUCACAAAAAUCCAAUUAUCAACAGAUGACAUCACAACAUUUAGCGAAACAGAAGAAACGGAAUGGACCAUGUCAGAAUGGACCAAUAUUGGUGUGACGAAAUUAAGACUUAUUUAUCCAAACCUAUCUAUGUUAGAUAUAAGCAAUAAUUGUUUGAAGGAAGUACCGCAAUUUCUACACAAGCUUACCAAUUUGAGUAUAUUAAAUAUUAGUGGAAAUGUUGAGAUAACGGAAUUACCGCCGAAUAUGGGUCUUUUAUAUCGCUUAUGGAAUUUAAAUACGAAAGGUUGUUCAUUACAAGGCUACUUAAACACAAUGAUCGAAAGCAAAAAAUUCAAAACCAUGGAAAUAAUUGGUUAUCUAAAAUCAAUAUACGAGGAUGCAAAACCGUAUGCGCGAAUGAAAUUGAUGGUUGUGGGAAAGCAGGGAAUUGGGAAAACGAGUAUUCUUGAACUUCUGCGUGAAAUGUAUCCAAAUCAAAAUAAGAAAAUUCUCGGCGAUCAUUGGACCAAGCGAAUGGGUGCGACCGCAGUGAAUUCAAAAAAGAAAAACUACAAUAUUUCCACGGUGGGAGUUGACAUCGGUGACUUGGUGUGUGAGGAAAAGAAAAAGAAUGGCGGAUCGUUGUAUGGGCCCGUUGUAUUUCGUACUUGGGACUUUGGAGGGCAAAAAGAGUAUUAUGCCACUCAUCAAUACUUUUUGUCGAAACGAAGUUUGUAUUUGGUUGUGUGGCGGAUCGAUGAGGGCAAAAAUGGUUUGAUUGAAGUUCUACAAUGGCUGGGAAAUAUUCAGGCCAGAGCACCAAAUUCACCCGUCAUCAUUGUUGGAACGCAUCACGAUAAUAUUGGCACAAACAUCUCCGAAGUUGAAGCAAUCUCUUUGCAACAAUAUAUUCGCGAGCGAUUCAUUGCUGUUACAGAUUCAGAAAAAAUUGGCUUGCCCAAAGUUAUGAGCUCCAUUGAAAUCAGUUGCAAAAAUCACUUUAAUGUCCGCGAAUUGGGAUCGCUUAUUUAUGAUACCGUGUUUUCACUGAGAUCACCCGGCUCAAAGGAAUUGCUUUUACAUCAGAAUGUCCCGGCGAGUUACUUGGCGUUAGAAGAUGUCGUUGGUAAUAUAAGCAGUUAUUUGAAACAAGUUGGUUCCGAUCCAGUUUUGAACUAUGAGAAUUUCAAGCAAAUGGUCUACCAAGAAAUGCACUUUCAAAACUUCAAAUCAUUUCGAGAUACACUCGAGCUGCACAGUGCUGUACUAUUCUUGCACGAAAAUGGAGUUCUUCUGCACUAUAACGAUUCGACACUGCGAGAUUUUUACUUUUUGGACCCCCAAUGGUUAUGUGAUAUGCUAGCUCAGGUUGUGACUAUUAAAGAGAUUAACCCUUUUGUUAAAAAUGGUGUGAUGAAAAUUGAUGAUAUCAAUCAAUUAAUCAAAACUACUGGACAAGCCGGCACUGACAGAAAAUACAUUUUGAGUUUAUUGAAUAAAUUUGAAGUUGCAUUGACUUGGGACCUCCGAACAUUGUUAAUUCCAUCGCUAUUGCCGUUGACAGAGGAUGAACCGGAAAAUACAAUCACUCUCAAGGUUGUGUCAAAAUCUCCGAAACGGAAAAUGUCAACAUCAGAAUCGCACUUUCAAUUGCAAACGAAUAACCGCUCAUCUGAAUUAUUUGGAACAUCAACCAAACCGCUUUCCCGCUUAUUAUUGAUUUCAUAUUUUCCUUCUGGGUUUUGGUCGCGUCUCAUGAUUCGCAUACUUGCCGACAAUCAAAUCGGUGAAAUAGCGCAAAAUAUUUAUAAAAUGCCACAAGACGUAUCUUUGACAAAUAAAAUACAUUGGAAGCUUUGGCAAACUGGCAUGGAGCUAUACGUUGAUAAUACGCUUAUUUUCAAAUUAAGAGAGAUUGCAUUAACAUGCUUAAAUUCACCGUAUCGCAAUGAAUUGAAUAGAUUUAAAAUCAAAAUGGACGGCAUUUGGUCAGAUACUGAUCUUUCGAGGUCAAGUAUUUUGGAAAUUAAUUUUCCACUCUUAAGGUUGAUACAAACCGAUGAUGAUGGUGAUGGGCACGCAUAUGAUAUUCCACCAAAUAUUCAAGGCAUAACAAAAUUAUUAUCUGCUUGUGUCGAUCAUGUUGAUAUUUUGUUGGAAGAUUGGUAUCCUGCUCUUGGAACCAGGUUCGUGCACACUUCUGAAGGCAGAUUUUUAGUUACGCGCCUAGUACCGUGUCCAGUGUGUAUAGAACGUACACAACGAAAACAAAUCAAUACAAUUUCAAUGAAUGGAUCAUUCAGACAAUCAAACGAAAACUUACUGGACGGAUCGUCGAGCAAUGGCAUAGAUGAUAAAUCCUAUUUGCAAACAACGGUUUGGAACUAUCUAUGGACCAUUGAAGAAUGCGUUCUCUCAACAUAUGAUAAAAAAGUUUUAGUUUGUCCCAUUCAUGGUGACGUUUCUGUCACUCAAAUUGCUCCUGAUUUGAUGUUUUUGGAUUUAAAUGGAGAAAAUCUAAUCGAAGUUAAUGAAAUCAGCAAAGGCAAUUUAAUUGGAAGAGGGGCUUUCGGGUUUGUAUUCAAAGCAACACUUCACAAAGUGGGCGAUGAACCAAGAUCAGUUGCGAUGAAAAUGCUUCAGCCCGUCCAGCCCGGCAUACGAACAGGGAAGAGUGCAUUAAUGGCGUAUAAAGCUGCAUUAGAGAAAUGGCGUCGUGAUCCAUUGGAGAAUUCGUGUAAAGCUUAUUUUACAGCACGUCAAGAGUUGACGGUCAUGUUAAAUUUAAGACACUCGAACAUAAUGUCGUUGAUUGGUGUAUGCAUGCAACCGUUGGCAUUGAUUUUGGACUGUGCACCAAAAGGUGCAUUAGAUACAAUAAUUCAAAAAUAUCGCCGAAAUGGAUCACGCAUUGGUCCUUAUUGUUUCCAGCUGAUUGUCCUCCAAAUAUCUCGAGCCAUUGAAUAUUUGCAUCGAAGCCACAUCAUAUAUCGUGAUUUGAAAGCUGAAAAUGUGCUUGUAUGGAAGUUACCAGAUCCCAACGAAAUUGAUUCUCCAUAUAAUCCUGUUCACAUUAAAAUAGCCGAUUAUGGCAUCAGUCGAAUAUCAUUACCAACGGGUACCAAAGGAUUUGGUGGUACUGAAGGUUUUAUGGCACCUGAAAUUAUUUGUCAUAAUGGUGAAGAGGAAUACACUGAAAAAGUCGAUUGUUUCUCAUUCGGAAUGCUCAUUUAUGAAUUGAUUACACUUCGCCAACCGUUUGAAGGCCACGAAACGGUCAAAGAAUCUAUUUUGGAAGGAUCACGACCUGUGUUUACAUCACGUGAAGUAAUGUUUCCCAGCUAUUGCCUUGAUUUAAUGGUUUUGUGUUGGGAUCAUCAACCAAAAAAUCGACCUUCAGCCAGUCAAAUUGUUUCAAUUGCCUGCGCUCCGGAAUUUACACAUUUAAUUGAUGUCAUCCUAUUGCCACAUGGCGAUGAAGUGAAGGCAAUCGUUACACUAAACAAUCAGAAAUUCCAACGUGAAAGUUCAUUCAAACUUUGGAUAUCCAUUGAACGUUGUGUCGAAACUAUCACAGGAUUUGAGCAUGGCUGGAUUUCAUAUCAACGCUAUCAACCAUCACAAGUGCUACCGUCGAUAAAAGGCGGUAAUAUGCCAUCCAAGAUGACGGCAAUGUGCAGCGUAAAGUUGAAUACAAUUUGGUUCGGUGAUAAUCGAGGAUCGAUUCAUUCGUACAAUGAAUCCGAAAAUACAUGCGCAUUCUCUUAUGAAUUGGAUGGUGCGGCUGUUAUAAAGAUUGAGUGUAUUGCUGGGACUAAUUUUGUGGCAGCCGGACUUGAAAAUGGUCGCAUCUACAUUUUGGAUUCGACAUGCUAUCCGAUCAAAUGUAUGAAUGAUAAAGAUGAUUUCGUUCUUGCCGAAGCUUGCAUCAAUAGUAAAUUGUCCAGUAUGGCCACAUUUUGUAAUAGUAUGAGAUCGUGUACCAUUUGGUGUGGUCACAACUAUGGAAAAUUGACGGUUUUUGAAUUUAAAAUGGACACCUUUGAGUCACGCCAAUUCAAUUUACAACAUGUAAAUUGCGGUGCUGAAAUAUCCGUAUCGAUUCUUGCCACAUCACAAAAUUCUAUUUAUUCAUAUCCAUCGCCUGGAUGCACCUUAUAUCAAUGGAGCACGCUGUCGAAGAAGCCGAUCAAUCAAUUGGACUGUUUGAAAUUGGUGCCGUGCUCAGAGAGUUUGGGAAGUAUAAGUAUCGACAAGGCCUUAAGCGUUGGAAGAUGUCAGAUUACUGCCGUUUGUGUGCUCAACGACAACAUCUACGUCGGUACGUCGUGGGGUUGCUUGAUUGUUGCCGAAAAUACUACACUUACACCGAUCACAGUGUUUCGCCCGUUUGAGGAAGAAGUUCAGUACAUAGCGGCAGUACCGCCAGAGUGUUCAUCAAAUACGCCCGUGAUUCUGAGUGUGGGCAAAGGUUACCGGUCACUCAUCAAUCGUUACACCGAUGUUGAUCCAUCAAAGACCAAAGAAAAGAAAAAUUAUCAAUCCAACUGCAUAUUAUGGCGAGCCGAACAUUGGACACCAAUUUAAAUAGGCAGAUUUUUAUCGAAAAAAAAACACAAUUUCUACCAAAGAAAUUUUUCCUACUUUUUGUGAAAUUCUCAUUUUUUUUAAUUUUAUUGACUUAUUUUCUUAGAAAUGAAACAUUCCUACAUAAAAAUACUCAUUAUCGUAGAACAAUUUACAGACAAUUAACUUAUUUUAUUUUAUU